AUGCUGUUAGCUACUAGGUUAUAUGGGCAGAAAGCCUCCAUUGGAGCGUCUUUAAAUAUCCCCCACCUUGCUCGCCGGGCAUCAACAUGGGCUAAUGUCCCGCAAGGACCUGCUGUAAGUCAAAGCUGCAUCACCGAAGCAUUUAGAUCGGACAAUUCAAAAGAGAAAAUAAACCUCGGUGUCGGCGCGUACCGUGAUGAUCAUGGAAAGCCAUUCGUACUUAAUUCCGUACGAGCAGCAGAAAAUCUCAUUGUGUCCUCUGGCCUCAAUAAAGAAUACUCAGGAAUCACAGGGCUACCCGAUUUUACCAAAGCAUCAGCUACUUUAGCUUUUGGUGCAAAUUCUAAUGUUCCAGAGCGUACAGUGACAUCACAGACGAUCUCGGGAACGGGAGCCCUCAGAAUUGGUGGGGAAUUUCUCUCACGUUUCUAUAAAGGAAGCAAAAAGAUAUACAUUCCAAACCCAACGUGGGCCAACCAUGCCAACAUAUUUAAGGACUCAGGCCUGAUCGUAGAAGGAUAUAAAUAUUACAACCCGAACACUUAUGGUCUUGAUUUCGAUGGUAUGAUUAUGGAUAUAAAGAAUGCACCAAUUGGUAGCAUAUUUCUCCUUCAUGCAUGUGCUCACAACCCAACUGGAGUGGACCCAAGUAGUGAGCAAUGGAAAGAAAUCAGUAAAGAAAUGAAGGCGCGUGGUCACUACAUCUUUUUUGAUAUGGCUUACCAAGGGUUUGCAAGUGGAGACACUGAUAAAGAUGCGUUCCCAAUUCGUCACUUUGUUUCUGAUGGGCACAACUUCUGUCUUGCUCAAUCAUUUGCCAAGAACAUGGGUCUGUAUGGUGAACGAGUCGGUGCCUUCUCUAUCGUUUGUGAAAAUAUAGAGGAGAGAAGACGUGUUGACUCGCAGGUCAAGAUUUUGAUACGCCCGCUCUACUCCAAUCCUCCCAUUCACGGCGCACGUAUAGCUUCUAAUAUCCUGAAUAACGAAACUCUGAAGAGCCAAUGGCUUACUGAAGUUCAAGAAAUGGCUAGUCGUAUUAUCAAGAUGCGUGCUCUUUUAAGAGAGGAACUCGAGAAGUUGGGUAGCAGUCACGACUGGUGCCACAUCACCAACCAAAUUGGUAUGUUUGCUUAUACUGGUCUGACACCUGUGCAAAUGGAGAAAUUGCAAAAUGAUUUCUCAGUCUACGCUACGCGAGACAGUCGGAUAUCGGUCGCUGGUAUUACAUCUGCAAACGUGAAGAGACUCGCUUCUGCAAUACACGCCGUCAAGCCAUAG
Messenger RNA from Blumeria graminis f. sp. triticale, 1278 nucleotides. NCBI's taxonomy places the organism in Eukaryota, Fungi, Ascomycota, Leotiomycetes, Helotiales, Erysiphaceae. The record is from the annotation of a GenBank genome assembly.